UCUCCAUUCUUUUGAAUAUCAAAGAUUUUGUUUGUUGCUUUUGUUUGUUGCUAAAAUUAUUUUAAAAUUUUCGAUAUAAUAGAUACUAGUAAUAGAUAGAUCCCUAAUUGUGUUUUCUCUAAUCAACUCCCCUGGUCAUAACUUCCCCGAAGCUCCGAUGAUGUUUAACUCUCCCGAUAAUGCACGUCCUAAAAUCAACUCGCCGUCGCCAGUAACCGCCGUACCGGACGAACUCAUCGCGGAGGUCCUAUCAUUGCUUAAAGUGAAAUCUCUGUUACGACUCAAAUGUGUGAGCAAGUCCUGGAACAAGCUCAUCUCUGAUCCCUUCUUCGUCAAAAUCCACUUCCAUAAAUCUUCACUAAACACAGAUCUUACUUUAUUUUCUGCGCACCAUACAGGUAAAUCCACAUAUACGCAACUCACCGUCUACCCGGUACAUACUUUACUUGAAAACAACUCCACCACCUCCAUCGUUACCGUUAUCCGUAGAUUCUUCAGCAACGAAUAUCAUCAGGUUGUUGGUUCCUGCAAUGGAUUAUGCUGCUUGAUGGAAGAGUAUUCCAACACUGAGUUUCGAGAAUUCUCUUUUCGUUUGUGUAACCCAGCCACAAAGUCAUUGUCUCAUAAACUAGGGUAUUUUCGCAUUCAACCUAAUAAUCCCAAUUCUCUUUUCAAAUUCUCAUUUGGUUAUGAUAAUUUAACCGCCAAAUAUAAGGUAGUGGCUUUCAGUCCCAACGAGGUCAGAGUUUUCACUUUGGGUGAUAAUAAUGUUUGGAGAAAUAUUCCAAAUUUUCCUAUAUAUCCUUUUAAUUUAAUUCGUUCAGGUCAGGAUGGUGGUCUCUACGUGAGUAAUUGUCUUAUUUGGUUUGCCGAUCGAACUAGACUUUUUAAUGGCCAUUCGGCGUAUCUUGAUCUUGAACAAUUUGUGAUUAUCUCCCUCAAUUUGGGGGCGGAGACAUACGCAGAGCUGUUGCCCCCUCAGGAUUUUGAUGGAGAGUUUCUAUAUUUACCAAACGUUUGUUUGUUGAUGGAAUGUCUUUGUUUUUCUCACCAUUCAAAUGGGAAUAAUAUUGUUAUAUGGCAGAUGAGAGAUUUUGGAGUUCAAGAGUCUUGGACUAAAUUGUUUAACUUUAGUUAUCCAGAUUUUUUUCAGGACCCCAUCUCUUACUUGGGAUGUUGUGGCGAGUUGUGGCCAUUAUAUGUUCUUGAGAAUGGUAAUAUUUUGAUAUUGGCAAAUGGUGAAGGACAAGUAAUUCGCUAUAAUAGGAGAGACAAUAGAAUAGAUCCAAUUAGAAUUUCCAAUACAAGAUCUUGGUUUUAUGUCCACCGUUAUGUUGAAAGCUUGGUUUCGAUUUGUUAAAAGUUUGUUGAAGCACAAUGGAAUGGUUGGUUGCUAUUGUCUUCAUUUUGCUUUCAACUUGGAUCUUUAGCUGUUCAAAUCAACUUUUGUCAUUCGAAGCCAUUGACUCUUUUGAGGCGACAUACAUGGGAUUCAAUUUUUGUAUUGUUAAAAUUGAUUAAGUAUUGAAGAUUGACAGUCAUACUUGAUUAUUUAUCACGUCGUACUUUAUCUAUUUAAUAGAAAAAUUCUAUUUUAUAACUACCGUGUUUGCUACUUGUAAAUGGAUACAAUAUCUAUACUCUUGUUAUCGUUCUGAUAUGUCAAAACAUCGUUAUGAUUUUUUUU
This is a messenger RNA of Lathyrus oleraceus (garden pea), 1687 nucleotides long. RefSeq names its product F-box/kelch-repeat protein At3g23880. Gene Ontology annotation, molecular function: protein binding. The coding region runs from base 158 to 1360 and encodes 400 amino acids. Lineage: Eukaryota; Viridiplantae; Streptophyta; Magnoliopsida; Fabales; Fabaceae. The record is from RefSeq and is a predicted model, not a curated record. The transcript has 2 exons.